Messenger RNA from Rhipicephalus sanguineus (brown dog tick), 4901 nucleotides. RefSeq lists its product as uncharacterized. Gene Ontology annotation, biological process: siRNA processing. Bases 348 to 4631 code for a protein of 1427 amino acids. The transcript is spliced from 9 exons. Lineage: Eukaryota; Metazoa; Arthropoda; Arachnida; Ixodida; Ixodidae. Gene Ontology annotation, cellular component: nuclear RNA-directed RNA polymerase complex. Gene Ontology annotation, molecular function: RNA-directed RNA polymerase activity. The record is from RefSeq and is a predicted model, not a curated record.
GGUUUCAUUGUAGUUUCGUUAUCAGUAGUGCCCGACUCACUGCAGCUCUGUGGUUUGCUGAUUGCCCGUAUUUCUACGUUGCGUUUUUCUGCAAUUUAUACAUGACACGAGGUUACUGGAGAUGCCAAAGUAAGCUGCUGUCUUGGCACCAUUUACUGAGGAGCAAGCAAACAAGAGCGGUCUGGCUGGCGCGUUUGAUUUCAGCUACAAAAUGUUGUCAAAGUACGUGUUGGAGCCAGCUUCCCGAUGUAUGUGCCGUGUCGUGGCAACUGUGUGUGUAGCUUGACAUGUUGCUGCCUUCGAGCUUUCACAUAACCACCAGAGCCGGGUGAAGAAAAAUCGCAGUCAUGCCGAGCAGUGCAACUAGUAACACCCUGACUUUCACGGCGCUGUGGACUCCCGAUUCGAAGCAAGACAGCGGUCUCUACGUAAGACGUUACCGGCAGUUCUUUGAGUCAUGCAUAGCUUCAGCUCGCGUGGACGUGUCUGACCCCGCUGAGUUCUGCAAUGGCAGAUACGGUGAUCGCAUUUACCAAUCUGUCUGCACUAUCCUGCUGGACUGCAGUAUGUCAGCCGCCAAGCUGGAACAACUUUACUUCAAGCUCGCUCGACAGUGGUGCAUGGACGCACGGGUGGAAGGGAGUCCGCGUUUACUCCAGUGGCUUGCUCCCGAUCGCAAAGACGGUUUCCAGCGUGGUUCUGUGACGUGCGAAAGGAACAUUCAACUGUCGUUUCUUUCCUUCGGGGCUUGUGUAGGCUUGACUUCGUUCGCUCAGUGCGCGUCCAUUUGCCCUGGACCUAGCAGCUCCCUCGGUUAUAAGCUAGUCUGCGUGUUCAAGCAUGACGUGCGAGUCAUCUGGAUUUUCCUCACGCUGCAACAUUCCCAUCAGUGCACUAAUCCGGACACCACAUACAAGCUAGAGAUCCCGUACGAAAACAUACUGCGCGCGGUCGUGGACGAUCGCGAGGGCAAUGCUGCAGCGACAGACGUGUACCUACACCUCUCGACUUUUCCACUCAUAUACAAGAAGUCGGAAAAAACGGCUUCCCAGAAACAAGACGAGCCGUCCGAUCCGGCAAACACUUCGAACGCUCGAAAUCCCGAGCAUUUCUCGUAUGAGCGGGCAAUCGAGAUUGGUUGCUUCUGCACCAGUGUGAUACCAUCGUCCAAACUUGGGACCAACUUCGUAUUGGUGCUUGGCCUCCGUAACAAGUUCAAGGCGCGCCAAAUCUUAGGGCGCCUCAGCCGAAGGUGUGACAUGGGGACAAUCUUUGCCUACACGUCCGUCAACGUGCACGAAGUGGGCACUAAGAUGGAAGCCAUGCGUAAGUGGUACGACACGCACAUAACCGACUGGGUCGGCUACGAGUGCUGCUACGCACUUUACGCCCUCAUGCUGCAAAGCAGCGACCUUGCGGCUCAACUGGUGCUGCUCUCACAGCACGAUUUGUUGGAAAGCUUCUCAAAGACCCUUCGGGAGUUCGCUUCACACAAUCAGGCGCUUCUCGAGCCAGCCCUGUUUGCGGUAAGCGCAGACAUAGAGGCGCGGCACAUUGUGACCAUCCCGGAAGCCAUCGAGAAGGCCUUUCGCAAGAUGUCCCAAACCUUUGUGCCCCAUGCGGCACCUCCCGGCUCGUGCCUCGUGCGACGCGUAUUCUUGCUACCGUCCCGUCUCCUCCUGCUGCCCCCGUGCGUUCAUCAAGAGAACAGAGUCCUACGCAAGUUUCUGCCUGAGUUUGCGUUGAGGGUGACAAUCCGGGAUGACAACCUCCGGCCACUUUCUCACUCCUUGGCCUUCCAUCAACACAAGAACGAAAUUGUGGAGGCCAUUGUUGGACGAGCCCUCCGCAGGGGCAUCUACAUUGGCCGCCGGCAGUUCAAACUCCUAGCAGCGUCGUGUAGUCAACUGAGAGACCAUGGGGUCUGGCUUUUUGCAACAGUCACCCGAGGCCAAUGUCCCGAGGGCAUUCGUGAGUGGAUGGGCGACUUCAGCAAAAUCACCAGUAUUGCCAAGAAAAUGGCUCGCAUGGGUCAGUGUUUCUCCUCGACCGAGGAAUCGGUGCAAGUUCCCCUCGGGAUUGGUGCGGUCACCGAAGCAGACAAGGUUGGAGGAUGCCACCCAAAGUCUAAAAACCCUUACGUCUUCUCCGACGGAAUUGGCAUGGUGUCGAGAUCUCUGCUGCAGAAGGUUUGCCAAAAGCUGGGCAUCGAGGACGAGCCGUCGGCCAUUCAGAUCCGCUACGCGGGCUACAAGGGCAUGUUGUGCUUGAACCCAACCCUAGAUGGCGACAAGCUGGUUUUGCGGGAAAGCAUGUGCAAGUUCCCUUGCUCCACUUCCGACGUUCUUGAGGUCAUCAAGGUCUCAGCUCCUCGCACUGUUUGCCUUAACCGGCCCCUGAUCACCAUCUUGGAACAGCUUGGUGUUCCUGGCCACGCCUUUGUGAACCUCCAGCAGAACAUGGUGCUUCAGCUUGCCGACGCGCUGGUCUGCGAGGAUGUUGCGCUGGAUACCCUCGGCAGUUACGUGGAAGUGCCGUUCUUCUUCCGAGAGCUUCAGAGUCGGGGGUUUCUGCUGACGCGGCAUCCCUUCGUGCGCCUGCUCCUCUGCACUGUGUACAAGAGUGCCAUGGAUGGACUGCGUACCAAGACUCGCAUUGCGGUGGCGAGUGGCGCUGGCCGCAACAUGCUGGGCGUCUUGGACGAGACGGGCCGACUUCAGUACGGCCAGGUUUUCGUUCAGUACACUGAAUUGGGCACUGAUAGCAAGGCAACUCACGUCCUCACAGGUACUGUGCUGGUGACAAAGUGCCCGUGCCUUCACCCCGGCGACGUGCGAAAGUUUGAAGCAGUGGACGUGCCAGAGCUACGUCACAUCAAGGAUUGCAUUGUGUUUCCCGCAAAAGGACCGAGGCCUCAUCCAAAUGAGAUGGCUGGUUCUGAUUUGGAUGGUGAUGAGUACGUGGUGAUAUGGGACAAAGACCUCUUUUUUCCUGGAGCCAACCGCAAGCCCAUGACUUUUAGGGACCACACAGUGGCAGGUCAUUCAGACGACGACCUGGAAGAAGCCAUGAUUCAGUUCAUCUGCAGCUACAUCAAGAAUGACAACAUUGGCGUGAUGGCCAAUGCCCACCUCGCUUGGGCCGACCAGCUGGAGGACGGCAUCUUCUCCGACUGCUGCCUGAAGAUUGCGGACAAGAUCUCGGUGUGCCUCGACUUCGCCAAGACCGGGACGUCCUCUCACCUUGACAAGAAGGAAAAGCCGCCGUUGUACCCCGACUUCAUGGAGAAGGGCUGCCACAAGAACACUUAUCAGUCCAAGCGGAUCUUGGGCCAGCUGUACCGACUUCAUCGGUCGUUGGAAGCUGUGGUUAGCACCGACUUUGAAAACCACUUCAUCGAAAGUGACUGUCAAAGCAAGCUCUUCGAGUUCGAGGGCUGGCAAGACUACCGAGAGAGUGCAGAGCGGUCGCUUGCCGAGUACGCAUCAAAAAUGCAGAGGAUCCUCAGCCAGCACGGUAUCAGGAGCGAGGGCGAAGUGGUCGCAGGCCUCGUGAACAAGGUUUUCGACUUCAACAAGACCACCCACGAGAAGACGAACGUCGAGACUCUAGUGGCAAAGCAGUACCAGCACCUGGUCAAAGAGACGCGGCAGCGUUUUUUUGACACUGUGGAAGCCGCUUACGAAGACAAGGCCGUCACUACGGACGACCAAAGGAAGACGGUGCUUCUACAGGUGGCGUCUGCGUGGUAUAUGGUGACGUACAGUGCCGAAGCACCGAACGAAUCGCGCUGUUGCAGCUUUCCAUGGGCUCUGGCCGACAUUUUGCUAGUGCUCGCCCAGGCUCUGUCAGGUGACGCGAAAAUUCCCCGGACUUCGCCAAACUUCCUGCUUUCCAAGUUGAACGCGACAUUUGCCGAAGAGUCGACGCAAGCUUCUACGAAGGAUCUCGCCCUCGAAGUAAUCACAAAGUGGGCCGUCAAAGACGAACUGGUGAAAGAUUCGAAAGCAAAGCAUUCCUCCAUUUGCAAGUCGUGCUUGUCCAAAAUCUUUGAGGACUCUGUUAAGGCCACGCAACAGCAAGAAUCGGGGAGUAGAGACUCCGAGCAAACUGAAGGGAAUGCCCAAUGCAAUGGCAGGAUGUUUACCGUCGGUGAGCUGGUGCUCGGGUUCCUGAGGCACGUGAGUGGCGCGAGGGUGCAGUUCCCGCCCUGCAACGAGUGCAAGUGGUCCCUAUCGAUGACUCGGACGAUCACCAUGGCCGCCGUGAGAACUUACAGCCUGCUUGCUAUCACCAGAGACCUGUGCCACUUGGGUCUGCCCUGCGAGCCGGAACUCCACGAGCCAGUGCAGAUAGUUCAAGAAGGAAACCCCGUUCGCAUACAAGCCAAGCACCCUGAGUUCAUGGACCUGCUUCGUCACAGCCCAGAGGAAGUGGAAGAGCUGCUCCGUGAUUGGUCGGGCGUCCAGGAGGUCCACAUUCGGGGAGACAUGAGCCACAGCGGCCACUACCUGCUAGUCUCGGCAGUAGGUCGCGACUGGCAGCGUUGGUUUCUCGAAGAGCUCGUGCUGCAGCCGUGGCUGGGCGAUGCCGUGGUCAAGAAGGAAAUUGAAUCGUUCCUCGAGCAGUGACCGCUGGUGGUGACAAUGCAGAGCUGUGAUAUUUCCCUUGGUGCCUUACAGGCUCAGGCUAGUGGCAGUCAUAGUCAGUGCCGUUUAACGUGCCAAGCUAUGCCACAUCACGAAAGUAGAGGAGCCAAAUACAUGCGCUGAUCUUAUCCUUCUUUUGUAGUAGUUAAGCUGCUGUGUAGAAUGGAAUAUACUACUUAGUCUAAAGACUCCUGCUCUUAGUCAUUGGGGGGAGGGGUUGUUUGGUGGGGUUAGCAUAAUCCUUUGUGGAAU